UGCGCGGUGCCUCAGCUCCAGUUCUGUUGGUUGUCCGCUGCCGGGGUAACAGGGUAACGGACUGGAAGCGGCUCAGCGUAUACUCCUACAGCUCACCGACACCAACCCAUUGCUUGCCUCCGGCUUAAGCAGGGCGAACGGUGGGCUCUGAGGGGAAGGCAGGAGUGUGGAACACCAUGAGUUUAGCAGAAAUUUAUGAUAAUGUAAAAAAAGGGAGAGAGUAUGCCCUUUUAGGAAACUAUGAUUCUUCAAUGGUUUACUACCAAGGAGUGAUCCAGCAGAUUCAAAAACACACUCAUUUAAUAAGAGAUCCAGCUUUAAAGGUGAAAUGGUUGCAGGUGCGACAGGAGCUAGUUGAAGAGUAUGAGCAGGUGAAAAGUAUUGUCAACACAUUGGAAAGCUUUCGAGUAGAGAAACCUCCAACUGAUUUCUCUGCACCACAGCAAGAUGAGUCUCCCAAAGAUCCAAGUAUUUGGCCACCACCUAUUCCAGUUGAGCAUAGAGCUCCUUUGAUGAAGCGGCAAAAUCGUGAAGUUAAACCCUCUCGUAAAGAGUCUCCAGUUGUCCAGGCACGAGGACUUGUAGGUCGAGGUCAGCAGGCUGGUAGAGCUGAGAAGUCUAGCAGCAAGUAUGGUGGUGAUUCCAGAGUUAGGGGGAAAGAUGAAAAGGGCAAAAGGAAUCCCCAGGAAGCAGCAGGAGAUACAGACGGGAAGAAAUUUGACGGAACUGGUUAUGACAAAGAAUUAAUUGAUGUUCUGGAGAGAGAUAUAAUAUCUAGGAAUCCAAAUGUCCACUGGGAUGAUAUAGCGGAUUUGGAAGAUGCUAAAAGGCUCUUGAGAGAAGCUGUUGUGUUACCAAUGUGGAUGCCUGACUUUUUCAAAGGAAUAAGACGACCAUGGAAGGGGAUCUUAAUGGUUGGACCACCAGGGACAGGUAAAACCAUGCUAGCUAAAGCUGUGGCUACGGAGUGUGGUACAACUUUUUUUAAUGUGUCCUCUUCCACAUUAACUUCCAAAUACCGAGGAGAGUCUGAAAAAUUGGUUCGUUUGUUGUUUGAAAUGGCUCGAUUUUAUGCUCCAACUACUAUUUUUAUAGAUGAAAUCGAUUCCAUUUGUAGUCGUAGAGGCACCUCUGAUGAGCAUGAAGCCAGUCGCAGAGUCAAAUCAGAAUUGCUCAUUCAGAUGGAUGGUGUAGGGGGUAGUUCAGAGAAUGAGGAUCCAUCAAGAAUGGUAAUGGUUCUGGCUGCCACAAAUUUUCCAUGGGAUAUAGAUGAAGCAUUACGGAGGAGACUGGAAAAAAGAGUGUACAUUUCUUUGCCAACAGCAAAUGGAAGAGCAGAACUACUGAAAAUAAAUCUACGAGGGGUAGAUGUUGCUUUAGGUGUUGAUGUUACAAUAAUUGCUGAGAAGAUGGAAGGUUAUUCUGGUGCUGAUAUCACCAAUGUAUGCAGAGAUGCUUGCAUGAUGGCAAUGCGUCGACGAAUUCAAGGCCUGUCCCCUGAAGAAAUCAAAGCUUUAUCCAAAGAAGAAUUGCAAAUGCCUGUAACAAUGGAUGACUUUGAACUGUCUCUAAAGAAAAUCUCCAAAUCGGUUUCUGCUUCAGAUCUUGAAAAGUAUGCAACGUGGAUGGCUGAGUUUGGUUCAGUGUAGCUCUAGGUGAAAGUGAAUGGAUUUGAGUUAUAUAGACUGUGUGAGUCAUAGGGAAAUCAGCAUUAAGUUGGUACAUUUUGGUUCAUAAAUAGACAAUGUAUUAAUAAGUUGAGCCUUGAGAACUGUCUGUUUACUAAUGCUGACUUGAUACAUUCAAAUUAAAGCACUUUAUUAUACUUGUAAUUAAACCAACUGACAUGUAUUGGGUCAAAGUAAUGUCAGGUUAUUUAAUUGUGUUGACCAAUUAGUUUAAAAAAGAACUUUUUUCCCUUUAUUCAUGUUAGAGAAAUCUUUAAUUACAUCUCAACAUAAAACUAUGGUGUGUAUUGAAAAUAAUUCUUCUCUCUGGUCUAAUUUAUUGGAUUCAUUCCAUAAUUCAGUACAUUGCUUAUCUGAAUGCUCCAAACGUACACCUUUGUUUAACAGCCAUAUAAUGCAUAGCAAUAAUUGUGUGGGUUGGACUUAAAGUAUAGAAGAAACUACAUGCUUUAAUUAAUCAUGAACAAAACUAACAAUUCCAUAAGCAACAAUGUAUUUUCAUUUGUUAGAUUUUUUUAUGGUUUUAUAAAAAAUUGAAAAGGCUUCAUUCAUUUGCUUACCUUCAGGUGAGUUUAAUCAUUUAGUUCCAUGGUGGUACAAAUCAAACAUACUAACAAAAUAUUUAAAUUUUCUUCUUGAUUUUUUUGGUCUGCUGUAUGCUAGACCAUAGUAGCAAGUAAUUACUCUGUCAUUUAUCCUAUUGCCCCUUGACCCUAAUUUUGUGUUUACAAUUAGCUUCCCGACCAUGUUUACAGAGAGUGAUGUUUGCCAUUCAAAGGUGUAAAAGUGAUAAUAAGCUAAUAUAAUAUUACUUUAUUACAAUUGCAUUAAUCUUUGAGAAUAUUUAGUUUUCUUUGAAUUAUUUUGCUCUCACAUAUACCAGCAUUAUAAAGUUAACUGUUUAACCCUCUGCAUACUAAAUUAUGAAUAACCAAGCCAGUAGAUAAACUUGUUACAGGAGUUUUAUAGCAGAGAACUAACUGGUAUUUCCAUGCUUGGUAAUUUGAUUUAAUUGUGGUGCAGAUAUGAAGAAUCUUAUUAACUUACUGAGCUGAUUAGUAUAUCUAACUACAAGUAACUACUAGUAACCUUAACUUAAGGAUGGAUACACUAAGCAUUGCACAAGAACGUCAAAAGUCAAUGAAUAAUUUUAAUGGUUCAAUUGUUUCUAAUAUGAUAAUGAGGCAGAAUAUCUUGUAGGGUUCUUUUUCCGUUUUAUAAAUUAACUCCAUGCUAAUACAAUGACUAAUUUAGCUAAGCUUGUUGAGUUGAAUAGUGCUGCAAACAUCAGCAAUUCAGUAUUAAGUUAUGAGCAUUCCUUUUAGUACUUGCACUUUUUGUAAAAAUCUUUCUAAGAACAGGGAUGCUAAUGUUUUAUGUCAUUUUAUAUUGUUUGUGUAAAAGCAUUGUGUACUAUGUGAAUGACCACUCAUAUUACUUCUGAAUAUUAUUUAUGUUGUAUUUUUGUUAUGCAACUGUUCUAAAUAAUUUUUUAAACACUUGUGAAAUCUGGUACAAUGGAUUAAUCCUGAUAAGCUUACUAGUAAACAUACUUCUGAAUUUAUCGGUUUCGGAUUUAUUUUUACUUAAUCAAUACUUUAUGAAAAUGGA
This is a messenger RNA of Mobula hypostoma (lesser devil ray), 3299 nucleotides long. RefSeq names its product katanin p60 subunit A-like 1 (gene katnal1). NCBI's taxonomy places the organism in Eukaryota, Metazoa, Chordata, Chondrichthyes, Myliobatiformes, Myliobatidae. Gene Ontology annotation, biological process: microtubule severing. Gene Ontology annotation, cellular component: microtubule cytoskeleton. Gene Ontology annotation, molecular function: ATP binding; ATP hydrolysis activity; microtubule severing ATPase activity. Bases 177 to 1649 code for a protein of 490 amino acids. The transcript has 11 exons. The record is from RefSeq and is a predicted model, not a curated record.